This is a messenger RNA of Ciona intestinalis (vase tunicate), 2434 nucleotides long. RefSeq names its product 5-hydroxytryptamine receptor 1A-beta-like. The record is from RefSeq and is a predicted model, not a curated record. Gene Ontology annotation, biological process: G protein-coupled receptor signaling pathway. Gene Ontology annotation, cellular component: plasma membrane. Gene Ontology annotation, molecular function: G protein-coupled receptor activity. Lineage: Eukaryota; Metazoa; Chordata; Ascidiacea; Phlebobranchia; Cionidae.
UUUAGGGCUUGUUCUUUCAUAUUCAUAUAAGCCGACUAAGCCAAAGAAUUAUCAUUGAUUUUACGUCAACACGGAACACACUGGUUUCGAAAGUAAAAGAUUGAUGUGUUGUAUUUUGAUGGCUAUGCUUGUAAAAAUGGAUGCUAUUCAGCCGAAACGACGCUGGUCCAAGGUACACUGUCCAGCGUAAGAACGCGGCCCUUGCGUCAGCUCCACAAUGGGUUAUAAUAUUUACGCUUUCCGCUAAAACAACACGUUCCUCCAAUCUCCAUUCACCAAUUGGGGAGCGCACGCAGAUGGCCCUCGGUUAUAAAUAGGGAAGCAAGCAUCACAACUGAUCUUUCUAGGUACACUGAUCGUAUAGAUAAAGGAUUGAAAUGGAGGUUACUAUUUGAAUUGGGGUUUCUUUUAAUAACGUAGAUGAAUGAACAGCAAACACAGAGACGCACAUUAUAGAAUUUAAGAGAAAAUAUCAAGAACAUUUACUAUAUAGGGAUCUAAUUUUGGGAUAUUUAAAAAUAAUUGCAGACGUGUUCUUGUUUUGUUAACUUUCGUAUUCCAGCAAAAUAACCCCGAAAACGGAGAAAUGGAGGAUAUCACAGUGAAGAACGAAUUUCUUCUAGAUACGGUUUUGAAUAUGAAUACCACAGAUCCCAAUCAAACUUUGGUUGACGACACAAAUCAAAUUUCUUCAAUAUUCCCAGAGUCUAUUGCGUUGGCCAUUCUUUUAGCCAUUAUUAUAAUUGGGUCAAUGUUUGGAAAUAUACUGGUGGUAAUCGCUGUAAGGUCAGAAAGGAAUCUGCAGACAACAGCGAAUUUUCUUAUUUGUUCUCUGGCAAUCACUGAUUUCUUGGUCGCGUGCCUCGUAAUGCCGUUUAGUGCUUUAUACGAAAUAUCAGGAACAUGGGUUUUUGGAGAUAUUCUGUGUCAAACCUGGACAGCUAUAGACAUUGCAUGUUGCACUGCUUCAAUUUUACACCUCUGUGCUAUUGCAUUUGAAAGACACAGGUCAAUCACAAGCGCGGUUCGGUAUUUUUCUCAGGGAAGGCGCCACACGGUUGCUCCGAAGAUUGUACUUGUGUGGGUACUCGCAAUAUGCAUCAGCAUUCCACCAAUAUUAGGUUGGAAACCUUCGUCCCAGCAGCAGACUCAAGUAAACAAUGUUACAACAGCUGCAUCAACGGUCCAACGGUGCGAGGUUGGUCAUUACCGAGAGUACACGCUGUAUGCCACACUGGGGUCAUUUUACAUCCCCUUAGCGCUUUUGUUGACGGCCUAUGUACGAAUAUACGUGCGCAUUCAUCAGCAUAUUCGAAGAUCGGAAUCUAGAACCAGAUUAGAAUCAUUGUCUUCCGAAGAUGCGCUUUCGCUUCGAUCGAAAAGGUGUCCUCCGGGAAGAAUUAUAUGCGAAAGCAGCAGAAAUAAAAAUCUUGGAAACAAAAAAGAAAUGAGGGUCAAUGGCAAAAAUAAAGUGUCUCAGACAAGCAAAUGCGAUUUAACCAUUAUAAAGGACAGGACACCAAGCAGAAAUUCGAGAAACUAUAUUGUUGAUGAUGACUACUUUGUAACCCACCAGAACACCGAAAAUCAUUCUUUUCCCAAAGAUCAACCACACCAAGUAGCACUGAAUUAUUGGGCUAAAUCUGCGCGUUUGUGGGACCAGACAACUUCUCAACUGAACAACUUUGACUCCAUUUGUAACUACAGCAAUUUACAAAUUGACGAUAAGCGAAACCGCAGAAUUUCCGAGAGUAUUUUACAAAUACAAAAAAAAAACCGGUUGAUUAAGCGGUUUUCGGAAAGUGAUGUGUGGCUGGCUAAAAAGAUUAUGAUGUCAAAAGAGAUGACGUCAUCUUUUUCGCGAAGACGAGCGCAGACGACAGGGGGUAGGGUUCGGUUUGUCGAUCAACGUAUUAAACCACACCAGAUGACCAAGGGUACCUCAGUUGCACAGGAAAACAAGGGAACGAAUGUAGUCAAACGAACUCAAGACACAUUGCAUUACAAAAGAAUGCCAAGUUUUGAAACAGAAACUGAAAAUUUACGUGGAAUUUUUAAGUGUUGUAAAAAGUACCGUCAUUCUGAAAGCCAGAGACGUCUACUUAAUCAGCGCCGUUCAAGUAUAAUGCUUGCUCAUUCUCUCAGCCUUCGAGCAAAAGUCAAAUUGCUGAAAGCGCGUGAGGUUCGAGCAAUAAAAACGCUCGGUACCAUAGUUGGAGCAUUUGUAAUCUGCUGGCUUCCAUUCUUUGCUGUCACGCUAGCUGCUGCUUUUUGCAAUUGUAAAAUGCCUCACACCUUGACAAGCAUAGUACUGUGGCUUGGUUACUGUAACUCACUGGUUAACCCAAUUCUGUACGGUGCCUUUAACCGAGAUUUUUAUGCUGCUUUCAAGAAAUUGUACACUACCCAUAUUUACAAAAUUAGGUGUCGCUGA